AUGUCUAAGUUAGAUCUAGAUCUAUGUCAGACUUCUGUUGGUGGUGGUCCUGAUCUUUUUGUUGUCGAACCAGGUCCAGGACCAAAUCUAACUAAUGUUUGGCUAACAGUUGAUGAACUAGAAGAUGAGAAUAAGAAGUUAAAGCAAAGAAUAAAUGAAUUAGAAAUACAACAAGGUCUGAAACCAUCAUAUACGCUGCCAGUCAAUGGAGAACAGAGCUUCAACAAUGGAUUUGUUAAAUAUAAUCCAUUUAAUCAGCGGUCCGAUUCAACUUUUGGACAGUUUCAAUCUUCAUCUGAGCCUGUUACUGCAAUCAAUCUUCUAGUUGACUUAAAGGUAUCUCAGCCCUCAUCGCCAUCAGGAGUUUCUCAAGACCAUUCUACUACCAAGGAUACCCUUGCUAUGCAGGCAGCAGCAUACAAAUCCACCAGAACAAACUCCACCUCUUCUUCCUCUGCAUUUGAUGAUGCCUUUGCCCCACCCAUUACAUUAGCACUGGUACCAUCAGCACCACCAGCUCCAAAGACUAUAGAGCCAUUCUUACCACCACCUCCUGCACCUAUUCAAAGAACAAAGGAAGCACCCUCUCCUCUUUUCAAACAGCCACCUCCUACUGACCUUCAGUCAUCUAUUUCUACAGUUCCUCCUUCACAACCCUCAGUUGAUCCAGCUAUAGCCAGAAGUAGACCAAGACCUCAACCAUUAUCACAAGGAACAGGAGUUCUGGCUCCUCCCCCUCGGACACUGAGAAGAGGAGAUUCAGUAACAUCUCCUCCUCCUACAUCACCUAGUGUAGGCCUUGAUGAUCUGUAUGCUGCUGUAUCUAAAGCAUCUAAAAUGAAUGGAAGUGGAGCAGCCACAACAUCUCCUAAUCCAUUUGCUGCUUCAUCAAACACAGAAUUCAAAUUUGGAGAUGAUUUGGACUUUUUAAGCAACAAAGGCUCAUCAAAUGUAUCUACUUCAAACACUGGUGCUUCAUCAAAUAGCUUUUCAAUAAUGGACUUGGAUCCGCUGAAAUAAACAAUUAGAUGAAAUGAACUUAUUUACAAUCAUCUCUUUUUCUAUCCUACCUGCUUGCAAUCACAAGCCCACCAUCUUCGCAAUCUCUUCUGAUAUAAUACCAACAUUGCAUAGUCUUCAUCUUCUUAAAUAUGCUUCAUAUUUUGUCUGUUAUGCAACUUUCCUGAGAUUUGUCUUUGAAACAUCAAAUUUCAUUUCAUCAAGGAGAAACAGAUUUGAAUCUUAUUCAAUGUCAUUCGUAUUCUUCCUUGAGCAGACAUCAACAAUGAAAUAAUAUUAAUACAUUAUGAUCAUCAGUUGAAGAAUAUGAAUUUGAUAUUGAUGAUUUUUUUUCUACUAAAGUGAGUAUUGAAUAUGAGGUCUUUCAUGCUAUAGAUGAUGAAUAGACUGAAGUAUUUGAGAAACAUUGUGUGUUCUUUGGGAGUUGCCACAUUUUUAUUGUCUGCAUCCAGACAUAAUUGAUAAUUUUGUCAAGAAAACUUCUGUUGUAGAACAAACUCAGACAAAACUCCAUAUUUUGUUUUUGAUAAUCUAUACAUUGCAAUUUUCGUGACAGACAAUACUGUAGUCAGGGUCUUUUUAUUAUAACAUUCAAUACUCAGUGUUGAAUUCUAGUUUGUAAAUGGAUUCUGUAUGAAUGUAUGUAACACUCAUUAUUUAUACUUUUGUACUAUAAUAUUCAUGAUCUGUCCCAUGAUGGUUGUGUUCCUCCAAUUGCAAAUCUUAGGCCUAUAUUUAUAAUCUAUUUUGAGGUAUAAGCUUCGAUAAUUAUUUCCCUGUAGUAUACAUGUAUAUUGAUUAUAACUCUUAAGGUUCUUUGAAGGUUCCUAUGAGAACGUUAAUCUUAGACCCUUUUUUCUGUAAUCAACCUCCGUACCUCAAAUAAAACUCCUUGUCUGUCCAUCCAUUGAUUUACCAUUAUUAAACAAAAGCCUCACAGAUAAUGAUGCUUAUUGUUGAUAUUACAUUGUAUUGCUUUUUAUACACUGUGAUGAAUGCAUUCUACCUUUGGUAAAGGUGUUUAUUUGUAAAUUAAUAGCAGUGUUGUAUGAUAUCAUCUUAGUUCAUAACAUUUGUUGCUUAUUUACAUUUUUACUAAUAUGUAAUGGAUUAAUUCACUCUAGAGAUAUAUUUGAUUGCCUACAGUGCCUGACAUAAAGAAAGUCAUUAAGACUUUCUAUAACUUUCUAUCAUUAUCCUGUAUAAAUCUCUAAGGAAUUCAGAAUUGGGAUUCUGUUUAUUCCACAAUUAGAUCAGUACCUGUAAUGGUGAAUGACAUAUACCUGUGUUGAUGGUGUAGGUUCUCUGAGGAAUUGUCAAAAUACAAGUUCUCAUUUGGCUUAGAUGUAUGGAUACGAUGUUUACAGGUUCAAGAAUUUCAUUUUCAUGGUACUUUGUAAUUUUGAAACCUGCUGGCCAGACUAAAUGAAAAUUGAGAGACUAGUUCAAAACUCAUGAGCCAAGCAGGUGAUCAUUAAAGUUACUAUGGUAACAUCGUAUGAUUGUUGUAAAUCAAUAAACAUGCAGUUUUGUCUACAGUCAUCACAAUGAAGCACUUCUUUUAAAUAUUGAUCGUUCCUAAUUUCUGUUCAGUCAGUAGAAUACUAACCUCUUCAGUCAUCUUUUUUUUAAAGAUAGCACUGAAUAUGAAAUGAUGACGCAAUUCAUAAACUUGAAUGAUUAAAAUUUGAAUAUCCAUUUAACCUACAUGUAAGAAAUAUUUUAAUUCUACCCGUAAAUUAAUCCUCAAUUAUAAGAGCAAAAUAUAUUUAUUAUUUGAAAUGUCACAGUAGGCCUAUACAGUGGAAGGUCAAUGGGCACUUUCUAUUGCAUGUCAUUUUGAAAUGAGUGCAUAUCUCUUGUUAUUUUCUUAUGUCAUAUGAUUUGAUACACAUGUUAAGAGAGAUUUGUAUAUUUUUGUUAAUGUAUAUUUGUUUAAUUUGAAAUCUAUGCAGGUGUCAGAGUUUUGAAGUACUUUAUUGCUUUAUCAAAUAGUAUAUUUUUAUUGCCAAUAUGUUCAAAGUGAGUACAAUUGUAAAGCAUUUUAAAAAUUGCUAAACGUAUAUAUGAUGUUCAUCAUUAUAUUUCCUUGUUGUAUAUUUGAUUUUUGAAAAUCAACUGUUGUACAAGCCAGAUAUGAUCAAAGUAUGUAUUUGUUUUGGAGAAAUUAGGUAUCUUCUGUUUGUAGGUUUAUCUUGCUUUAUAUACCAUGAUCAUGGUCUUCUACAAUCCAAGAGGCUUGUUUGUGUAAACUAAAUGUUUAAGAAAAUACAAUUACAUGUGCAAAAAAUUCUUCACAGCAGAGCCCCUCUUCCCAGAAAACCACCAAAUAUCUUGAUAUUUUUAAUAAUUUUUAGAUAUGAUAGAGCAAUCUCAGUUUAUAUAACAAGUGAAUAUCAUUUUUUUUUUUUUUUUUUUUUUUUUUUUUUUUUGGGGGGGUUCUAUUUAAUCGAAGUAAAAUAAUGAAUGCCAAAGAAUUGUACCUGAUAUUCUCUAGUAACGAUUCAAGGACUGUUCGAAAGACGGACUUCAAAACUUGCCUGAUGUAUGCAAGCAUAUAGGAAUGGUCUUUGUUGGGGGGGGGGUGGCUAGUUCAUGAUAUAAUGUAAUCUCUUAUGAACUCCAUACCAAAUAAGCCUAUACUCAUACCUCAAGCACAAAUAAUUUAUAUGGGCCCCUCUUCCAACCCAUGUAAAGUUAUGCCUUUCUUUCCACCCCAAAUAUUAACAUCUAGUUUCAGUCUGGAAUAGUGAAUUCCAUCAAGCCUAUAAUUAUUUUUUAUUCAAUAUAUGCAUCUUCAUCCUUGUCUAAAGUACUAUUUCUUUGUGAAUCUUCUUACUGAAUGUUUAUUUCCAAUAAGUUGUAUUAUCCAAAAUUGAAUUCUAUUCUGAUACUAAUACUAGAAAUAGAAAUCUGUUUGUAAAUCUAUAACUCUGAAUCAGGAAUGCAUAAAGAGUGACAAUGGUUUCAAUAGUUUGUGAUGUCAAGGUUUAAGACCAACCUUUUUUUUGUUGAAUCCAUGAAAGGCCUCUAAAUUUCCAAUGAAUAAGAAUGUAUGGAAUAUGUAAGAAAUGAUUAUGUUUAAUGACUGAGAUUAUCUUUAUUAUUAGAUUUCAAAGAUUGAAAAUUGGAGAUCUCUUUGAUGAUUUUUCACAUUAUCAGAAUAUAGUAUACUAGUAACGGAUCCAGGGGGGGGGGGGUGCACAUCUGGCCCGUGCUCCCCCCUAUUGAGAGCCAUCAUACAAAAAUUUAAUGUAAAUAUGCUGUUAUUACCCAAGUGAGGGCCUUGGAGGGGCUUGUCAAAUAUCCCGUGGACGAAUUGACCUUCAAUUUUAGGUGAAAACCUUUUUUUUUUACUUGUCAAAUUUUAAUUUUCAUCCGGAAAAUGUUCCCCUCUUUCGGAAAAUCCUGGAUCCGCCCUUGUAGUACAAUUCAGAUCUGGCAAAGGCAGAGGCAUAAAUGUUGAAUGUGUGCAGUUGACAAUCUAUAUAGCUUUUAUUGGGCUUACAGUUUAGGAAGGUUCCAUAGUAGCACAUGUGAGUUUGCAAGGUAUAAAAGUUUGGGUUCAAAACUAAAGAAAAAUAGUAAUCAUCCUAAUUGAUAAAUAGUUAAGAACCAUCCUGAUAGAUUUCAUAUUUGAAAAGUUUUUUUUUUUUGUAUACAUGUUGUAAAUGUUAUGCGUAAGUAAUGGCUGAACAUUAAGUAUGUACAGAUUGGCUGAAUAUGGUUGCAAUAAAUAAAGUGCAAACUUA
Messenger RNA from Lytechinus pictus (painted urchin), 4772 nucleotides. RefSeq lists its product as uncharacterized. Bases 1 to 1020 code for a protein of 339 amino acids. The transcript is spliced from 8 exons. The record is from RefSeq and is a predicted model, not a curated record. Lineage: Eukaryota; Metazoa; Echinodermata; Echinoidea; Temnopleuroida; Toxopneustidae.